GCGGUAUUCCUCCGCGCCACCAGGGGGCGAUCUGUCCCUCCGAGCUGCUGUUGAUGUUCUAUUUUCCCCGGAGAGAGAAUAGACAUUUUGGGGGAGCUCCGCCGCUGAACGAAGCCUCCUCUCCUGCUGCUCCGAGGAAACGUUGAUUUUCGUCUCUCCCUGAACAUUUACUGGUUUUAUUUCAGCUCUCGCCGUUAAAUAACCAAGUGGCGCGAAGAGAAAAAGAUUUCGUCGGCUGGAACUUCCAGUCGCUUCUCUCUGCACACUACCUGCCUUGUUUUGUUUUCAGCUAAUCUGGUCAACGAGGUUCGGCUGUGAUGGCUGACUUCAGCAGCAGGGUCAUGACGUCCUCAGAGCAGCUGGCGGUCAGAGGAGGAGCUGCAGGAAAAGCGACGGCGUCCUCGGUCGCGGCGGGAAACGGAAACUGGGAUGGUGCAGGUGGGAUGGACCAGAUCACAGUGGUGAGGAUAGAUGACACCCACAUCGCAGAGGAGCAGUCUCACGUCGGCGGGAAGGUUAAAGACGCCGCCGCCGCCGCCACCGCCGAGUUCUACGAGGUGGAGUACUCGCUGCCUGCGGAGGAGGUGGUCGUGGGAGAGGAAGAGGAGGACAGUGUUUAUGUUAUUGAAUAUUCAAAUCCUGAGGAGGAAGGAGAGAGUUACCAGUUCACCAUGUCUGUGGAUCGAUCGCUCCCGCCCAAAAAGCCGGUUAUUAGACGUCCGGUGGUCAGAGAAAACGCCACAGCUCCGUUACCGGUGAUGUCCAAACCGUCCAGACCGUCGAGGCAGAGACACGAGGUGAGGCAGAAGAGGAAGAUGUCGUCAGAGGAGGAAGUCAAAGAGGAAGAAGUUGUGAGCAACAAGAGUGUGUUAGAGUUCGGAGAGGACUACAGCGACAUGAUGGGCUCAGGGAAACGACAGCUGGUGUGCUCGCUGUGCCCGCCGCCCGGCAGGACCUUCAAGAGGGCGUCAGGUCUGGCCGUACAUUUGAAACAGAUGCACCUCAUGGAGGGGAAGAAGACGUUCUUCUGCACGUCCUGCAAUCAGAGCGUUCGCACUCAGAUCGAACUGGACGCGCACACACGCCGCCACGCCAACCAGGACGCCGUCUUCACCUGCCUCCUCUGCCCGGCGGGGACGGAGGAUAAAACCGAGGCGCAGACGACGGGGUUCAAAGGGUCCAGGUGGGGCCUGAAGAAACACCUGGAGAAGGAGCACCCGGGCGUCAUCCCUCGCUGCGACGUCUGUAACAAAGGCUUCAAGACGCUCGUGUCGUACCUCGCCGAUCAGUUCAGGCACGUCGGGGUGUCGCCGUACUACUGCGCCAAGUGUCAGAUCUACGAAAUGACUGAGAGGGGUCUGAGCGUGCACAUCAAGAACCACGACAAGAAGAAGAAGAAGCAGGAGUUGGCUGAAAGCCGCCUUCCGGCGAUCGGAGUCUCCGCCCCGGUGGAUAACUCCGCCACGGACGACUCCGACUUCUGACUCUGCAGAGAGUCCAGCCCGGCUUCUUCCUGUCGGCCGCUCCAGCUCAGUGACCUCCUCCGAGUCAGACUCAGGUCCCGCCGUUAUGCAUCUUGGACUGGUCUGAACUGAACAAGAACACGACCGGUUCUGUGUGCGACCACCUGAGCGUCGGACAGAACCGAGCCUUUAUUUAGUCCAGACUUGUGUUAGAAACCUCCUCCGUGUUUCCAUGAUACAUUCAGUGUAAUGUCCUUCAGUCAACGCGUGUCAUCAGUCAGGUCAGGUCUUUUAUUGUGAAAAACCAUCAGGAGUAUUAAGCAUCAUUAGAACCUUAAAAACCAUUUGACUGAAAUUAAGAUUAUUUCGGAGUGUGACACGACUCUGCUGUGGAAGUGGACGUUAAACUGAAUUGACCAUGUGAGCUGUUGCAUUAGGCUGCAGGUGUCUCCCCCCCCCC
Molecule: messenger RNA, 1923 nt
Organism: Seriola aureovittata
Lineage: Eukaryota; Metazoa; Chordata; Actinopteri; Carangiformes; Carangidae
Product: myoneurin
Exons: 2
Coding region: 318-1484 (388 amino acids)
Biological process (GO): regulation of transcription by RNA polymerase II
Molecular function (GO): RNA polymerase II cis-regulatory region sequence-specific DNA binding; DNA-binding transcription factor activity
Source: RefSeq, a predicted model, not a curated record